CAAGACAAAAACAAUAGAACGUUAUCAGCAACAGGCAGCAAUGUUGUUUACUAAGAAGUGAUUCUUCGUUCCCAAGACAGCAAUCUUGGACUUCCACUGAAAUGGAUUCUCCAGCACUGCUGGCAAGAGAUCCUGAAGGGGGACAGGACACCACUCCCCAUCUGCAAUGCCAUUCCCAUGCAUUGCCCUAAAGAUUGCUGCCUUGCUUGGCUCUGUCGCUCUCCCCCCACCCCACCCGGCUGCACAGCAUCGUCUCUCAGCCCCCUUGCUCCGAAGUGCUGGUUCCUGGCCCCACCUCCUGUCCUGUAUGCCAUUGCCUUAGGAUCCUCCUGAUUCCGGCUGCCCUUUUGGACCUUGCUCUUUGCUACAUAUCUUGUGUAUAAAAUCACUCUGUGGUUAUAGCCAACUGUUCUGUUCUUUGAGGAGGUUCUUGGUCUCUCCCUGGCCACCUACCAUCUGCUGCUUCCUGAGACUACAAUCGCAGAUCUUCUGUUUGGAGCGACUGGAUCGCCUGGCUGGGGACCCUGAUCUGAUCGACCAUCCUUUUCAGGAGACCUCUGCCAGAGAUCCUGGAGAGUUGCUGUCAGUCAGAUGAGAGAAGACCCAGUGUGAGACCCAGGUCUGAAUCCCCACUCUACGGUAGAAGCUUGCUGGGUGGCCGGGGGCCAACACACAUGCUCAGCCUCACCUGCUGUGAGGAUAAAAUGGAGGUAUGAACUGGAGGUGAAGUACAAUUCAGCAGAGCACUCACCACCUGCAGCAAUGGCUGUCAUGUUCUGGGAGAGUUGGUCCUUUCUCCAUUUCCAGUAUGGCCACAUCUUCCAGCCUUCAGAACCUAGUAGAGCUCUGCUGCUCAUCAUGCUGGGGAAAGUCUUGCUUAAUUUGUUUCUACUGAGAAUCAGAAGAAGAAAUCUGCGUGAGAGUUUUAUGGUCCACUUCUGCAUUUCAUUAGCCCUCGUUGACUUGGUGCUUCUGGUGACCAUGUUUUUCAUCUUCUACUUCCAGGACUUCAUGAUUAUGGGCAUCCGGUUUACCAAAUAUCAUAUCUGCCUUUUGGCACAGAUUAUGGCUGUUACCUAUGGGGUCUUACAUUAUCCCAUUUCGCUUAUGACUGGCCUGGAUUACUACUUGACAAUAACCAAAGCUUCUAAGUCUCCUAAUGUAUGUCGGAGAUUAUUGUACAUAGUCACUGUCAUCUUAACAUGGAUUUCAGUUCUCUGUUAUGUUCUGACAUUACCAAGCAAUACUGUAGGACUAGACAAUCAACUUUACAAUUCUGGAUACCAGUGUCCAUUCUACAUCAGCAGUCAAAGCUACUGGCUCUCACUAGGUAUGUUAUUGAUCAUAUGCCUGGCUUUUGUACUGUGUUGGUCAGAAGUAGUGGCUAUGGUACAGCCACUAAAGCUGGUUUUGUAUAAGAGCGAGACUGUGUUGUUUUUUCCUCAUAUGCCUGAGUGUAGCCCUAGAGACUGUGCAAAGCAUUUCUUGACACGGCUGCUAGUCUGCUUUGUUGGCAACUGGGCACCUUUUGUUUUCCUUCAAAUGCUCAUUGUGUUACUUGAUGUUCAGAUUCCUGCCUACAUAGAGAUGAACGUUCCCUGGCUUUACUUCACCAACAGCUUUCUUAUUGCAGUUGCUUAUUGGGUAAGGCGUCGGCAAAUUGAGCUGACAGAGGAGGUCUGGGAUGCUGAUCCAUUUGUCAACUGGAAAUUCUGUUUUGUCCCUUUCCACUCUCAGAAUGCAGAUGAAAAGCAGAAACCCACCAGUGAAAUUGUUAUCUGUUAGCAAGCUGUUGUGGGAGAAGUAUGUUGAUUCAGCACAAUUCUUGGGAAGGAUGUGGCUUCAUGCUUGCUGUGAACUUAAUGGGAGAAUAAUACACAAAUGUAGCUGUGAAGGGGGGGGUAAGUGCCACCCAUGAUGCUAUAAGGGCAUAAUGGUUUUUUUCCAAGUUGGAUUUCUAGCACAGGUGCUAAUUUCAAAAUAAAGAAUGAAAACUUACCUUCAGAGAUGCCUGAUUAUUGUUGUUAGCAAUAACAGAGCUUUUGGAUAACAAGGAAUCUAUUACUGUCAAACAAAGUAUGGUAAAAUUCUCCUUUCUUAACAUCCUACUGCAGAUGUGAGUGAAUAUAAAAUAGACCACAGACUUGCGUGCAAUGCCUCUUAUCUUUUGGUGCAAGUCAAGAACACUGGUCAGCUGUCCCAAGGAUCACCCUUGCUAGAGCAAUCAGAAAUGCCUUUGCUCAUAUAUAUAUACCAUGCCUAUGCACUUAUGAGCAGGUGAGGACUUGGUACCAAGUUGCCAGCCAUGAGGAAGUGAGACUAUGAAAUACAAAGAAGUUUCUCAAGUAUGCUGCCAUCCAUAUUUUAAAAGCCUUUGUCUGGUCUACAGAGGCCUUCCAGGCAAAGUCAAAAACAUGGCUGAAGCUGCUGUUUGUUCAUACAAGUUUUAUUUUUAAUAUUAUGGAUGUGUUUUUGUGUUUAGAUUUUAUUUUUACUAUUGAUUCAUUUUCUUGCCAAAAAUCUGCGCUGAGCUUGUAAGGUGGGAUAUCAGUUUGAAAUAAAUUAACAAAUAGCUGUUGCAUGUGCUCUUAUUUCAGAUGUGAUAAUGGAAUAAAAUAAUCAAACC
This is a messenger RNA of Eublepharis macularius, 2626 nucleotides long. It is a transcript of the gene GPR160, whose product is annotated as G protein-coupled receptor 160. Gene Ontology annotation, cellular component: signaling receptor complex; plasma membrane. Gene Ontology annotation, biological process: G protein-coupled receptor signaling pathway. The coding region runs from base 763 to 1785 and encodes 340 amino acids. The transcript has 3 exons. Gene Ontology annotation, molecular function: G protein-coupled receptor activity. Lineage: Eukaryota; Metazoa; Chordata; Lepidosauria; Squamata; Eublepharidae. The record is from RefSeq and is a predicted model, not a curated record.